AUGCAAAAAGAAUUGUUUGAAGAACUUAUCGGUGUCAUAGCGACAUUAAGAAGUGAGAAUGGGUGUCCGUGGGAUCGGGAGCAGACACAUGAAACGCUGAAAUCCACACUCAUUGAGGAAACCUAUGAAACGCUUGAAGCGAUCGAUGCAGGCGACCCGAAAAAAUUGAAAGAGGAAUUGGGCGAUCUCCUGCUGAACAUCAUGCUCCAAGCACAGAUCGCAGCAGAACAUAAGGAUUUUGACAUUUACGCCGUGAUCGAAACACUAACAGAGAAACUCAUUCGGCGACAUCCGCAUGUCUUUGGCGAUGUCACUGUUGAGGAUUCAGACGAAGUUGUGAAAAACUGGGAAGAGAUUAAACGCCAGGAGGCAGGCUACGAAGACCGGAAAUCAGUACUUGACGGGAUUCCGGAUGCGCUUCCAAUGUUGCUCCGUGCCCAGAAGAUACAGAAUCGAGCCGCGCGUGUCGGUUUCGACUGGGAUAAACUCACCGAUGUCAUCGCCAAAGUUGACGAAGAACUCGAAGAGGUUAAGGCAAGUAUCAGCGCAGAUAAACCAGAAGCAAUUUCGAUGGAAAUCGGAGAUCUGUUCUUUGCCGUCGUCAAUCUGUGUCGCUUUAUGGAGAUCCAAGCCGAAGAAACAUUGCGAGGGGCGAACCGUAAGUUUAUGACCCGCUUUAAAUGGAUGGAAGCAGAAUUAGAACGCCGCGGCACAAAUUUUGAAGCACAAGACUUAGAGAGUCUCGAUGCAAUCUGGGAAGAAGCGAAAAAAGCGGAAGUUGACACGGAUUAA
Geodia barretti is the source of this 792-nucleotide messenger RNA. The record is from the annotation of a GenBank genome assembly. NCBI's taxonomy places the organism in Eukaryota, Metazoa, Porifera, Demospongiae, Tetractinellida, Geodiidae.